AGGUUAGGAACAGGAACUAACUUAAACUUAGGAAGAUUUGAAAACCAAACCCAAUCUCAGCUCAAAUCUCAAAAUGAAAAUUUUAGGUUUGCUGAAAUUCUCCAAGACCUGGAACUAUUUCAAUACAUUCAGCAAAUACAGCCCCACAAAUACACUUUUUGUCAAAAGGAAUUAUUGCAAUACAGCUCUAAAUGUGAACACCAAUGUAAUUAAGGACGUUAUUUUAUUCAAGUAUGAUAGUCCCAAAUUCUUUAGAUACCUGAAUAUUUUUGCAAUCUGUCAAUUCGGGUUUUGGUCAUACCUAUCAUUGCUAUCAUUCCAAACUUUGAGGGAUGCCCCAGUUGAUCCAACAAAAGCAACACAUUGGUGGGAAAAGAUAAAUCUCGGUGAGAACAAAUACAGGAAUGGUAUCACUAUAAUUUCUUUUCUUGUUGGUUUUGGCAUACUUUCAAUUUCAUGGAUGUAUUCCCUGAGAUCAGUAAAAUAUCUCAUUUUACGUAAAGGAGGACAACAAGUUACAAUAGUCACAUACACACCUACAGCUACAAAUCGAAUGUUCACUGUAGAUCUAGGAAACCUGAGUUGUAAAGAUUCAAGAAAGGUAUCACAGUCUCAUCUUGCUAUCAAGGUAAAAGGACAUUAUUUGCAUUACCUUCUUGACAUGAAAGGUGAAUUUAGGAAUCCUAAAUUAUUUGACCACACUGCUGGAAUUUACAGAAAAUGGAAAACAUAAUAAGCAGGUACUAUAUUAUAGGAAAACUUUCAUCAGGUUUUGGGCUAAUUAGAUAUUCAAACCAUAAGAUGUCAAAUGUGCUGGUAAAAAUAAACAGUUCAAUGAGUACAAUUUAAUGUGUCCAAUUUGUGUAGGACCAAACACAUGAUUUUGAAAACAAUAGUUUUUUGAAGAAAUGUUUUUUGUUUUUAUUUUCUACCAAAAUUUGAAUCAUUUAUUCUGAGCCUCUGUGACCAUCUUCUUUCCAUAGUUGAGCAUUCUUGUUUGAUUUUUUUGUGAAGUAAACUAUCUUGCAAUGUUUUAUUGAAUGUACCUGAACUACAUUUUUUUCUUAUCUGGAUUUCAAUGUCUUCUGAAAGACUUUUUAAAAAAAUUUAGUACUUUUCAAUUAUAAAUUAGUGAAUAAACUUACGAUUGG
Phaedon cochleariae (mustard beetle) is the source of this 1151-nucleotide messenger RNA. The record is from the annotation of a GenBank genome assembly. Lineage: Eukaryota; Metazoa; Arthropoda; Insecta; Coleoptera; Chrysomelidae.